AUGACCUCGCAUUCCCGCCUGCCUCCCGCCAACCCCGCCCUCGAAAACGAGAAGCUGUGUCUGCUGGAGAGCGAGCGAGCAUUCGCUCGUCUCAAGGCGCUGAACGAGAAGGGCAGUAAGCGCAAGCGCGGGGACUUGCCGUCGCCGUUUGAGGAGGGUCCAGAUGCGGACGAGAGCGCAUCCAAGACGGAGGAGAGGCCUCAGGUCAAGUUCUUUGAGAACUUGGUCUGUGGUAUGUCGAAGCCGCAGGAGGAGAAAGAGGGAGCAGAGGAAGAGAAGGAGAAGCCUCGUAAGAAGGCGAGGACUCGUCGUCGCCGUCACAGAGACAAGCCUGUCACCAACGUCGAGGCGGAUACGGCCGUGGAAGAGGUCUACGAUACUGCUCUGUCAGUGGUCGAGAACAUAGCUGACUCCAUCCCAACUCCCUGGGGCUGGAAGGUCUCAAAGCAGCGCCUUGCUGUAUGCAUCCGCUGCUUCGAAAACGACAGGCGGUGUGACUCCGGGGAGCCAUGCCAGAGCUGUCUGAAGAACUGUGCCAAGUGCCAGCGGGCGAGGUGUGCCAACUACAAGGCUGGCACUUGUUCCGUCCCAACUUGUACAAGGGUACAUGAAGAUGACGAGCGGAAGUACAAGAGGACCGUAAGUGCAGGUCAUGUCAGCAAGAAGGACAUGGUGGCCGGACCCUAG
This is a messenger RNA of Alternaria incomplexa, 687 nucleotides long. RefSeq lists its product as uncharacterized. The transcript is spliced from 4 exons. Bases 1 to 687 code for a protein of 228 amino acids. The record is from RefSeq and is a predicted model, not a curated record. Lineage: Eukaryota; Fungi; Ascomycota; Dothideomycetes; Pleosporales; Pleosporaceae.